Daphnia magna is the source of this 1219-nucleotide messenger RNA. RefSeq lists its product as uncharacterized. The transcript is spliced from 2 exons. NCBI's taxonomy places the organism in Eukaryota, Metazoa, Arthropoda, Branchiopoda, Diplostraca, Daphniidae. Bases 139 to 1062 code for a protein of 307 amino acids. The record is from RefSeq and is a predicted model, not a curated record.
UUAGGACCAGCUAGGUGCUAUAUAAGCUACUGGUCGCUACGUAUUUCAGUCAGACUGUGCUUAGCUUUUGACAUGACAAUAGCUUCUUAUUUCAAUAACAUCUAACGACUUGUUAAUAAAAAAUUAAAAUAUAGCAUCAUGCGAUUUCUUAACGUGAGAAAGAGCCGUGCCUUUUUUUCUUAUUUGCUAAUGAUUCAACUGUCGAUCAGCUUCGCUGGCCCGGCUCGUCCGUCUCUUAGGAAUGAAGGGAAUCGUUCGCUAACACGGAAAUACGCCAACGUCCAACAUUUAGCUCGAGACGAUCCAGUGGAAGAUGCCAAACAAUCUGAUGGUGGAGCUGACGUCAUCAUAACAACAACGACCGAACCUUCCAUUCCAACAACUGAGGACUUUUUACCUGUUGAGCAGGAAGUCAUCAACAACGGGGAAGGUCCAUCAACAGCUUCGCUAUUAGAUGAACCAGUUCCGGACUCUCUUGCGAUUGAAUCCGAGGAUACGACAGAGUCUACUCCAGUUGAGGCUGAAGCUGUUCAGGAUGUUGAGGACCCAGUGGUCGAUUCCAAAAUCGAAACACCUUUGACUGACGUUGCAGAAACUCUUCCGGAACAAGUAGCACCUGAAUCCUCGUCGGCUGCACCUUCAGACUUACCUUUAAACCCACCUGUGCGCGUCCCUAUGAUUCCAUCAGAACCGGAAACUACGCCUCUACCUGUGAAGCAAGCCGAUCCUGUCAUCCACUCGUCGAUGGAAGAUUCGAAUGUUUCAUCGAAUCAAUUGAAAAAGCCCGCGGGGGGGAAGAAGCCGGCCAUCAAAUACGAAACACAAGUCCAUUACAAACGUCGCCCAGUUGUUUCUUACGAAGCUCCUUUGAAUCCAUACCUGUCUGAAGAACAAGACCAACCCAUUUACUUGCCACCUACUUUCUCCGCCCUUCCUCUAGCUGUUAGCCUGUAUUCGAACGAGGAAGAUGACUUUCCCCGCCGUCCGAAGAAACUCGACUUUCCACGCAUUUCAAACACGGGCGAAAAUUUCGACCUCCAUGUUGAUUGGUGGAAGAAAUAAAGCCGAUUAGGAUAUUCUAUUUGGACUUGAGAAAAUUUCAAUUAAGUUUGUUUGAGACCCCCCCCCCCUUUUAUUUUAUUUUUAUUUUUUUAAUCCGACAUUAUGUUUUCUGAUUCUUUAUUGGUGAUGAGAUAGAAAUAUAUUGCAGUUAAUCAUU